AUGGUCUCAUUAAAGUUGCAAAAACGCCUCGCCGCAUCCGUGUUGAAUUGCGGUGCACGCAAGAUCUGGAUGGACCCUAACGAGGUCAACGAGAUCGCAGCUGCAAACUCGCGACAAAACAUCCGUAAACUCGUGAAAGAUGGUUUCGUGAUCCGAAAACCUACGAAGAUUCACUCGCGCGCUCGUACAAAGAGAGAGCAGGCCGCCAAGCGACUAGGCCGACACACCGGUUACGGUAAAAGACGCGGUACUCGCGAGGCCAGACUUCCCACCAAAGUACUUUGGCUUCGUCGCCACCGAGUGCUGCGCAGACUAUUGUCAAAGUACAGAGAUGCGAAGAAAAUCGAUAAGCACAUGUACCACUCCAUGUACCUCAAAUGUAAGGGGAAUGUGUUCAAGAACAAGCGGGUCUUGAUGGAAGCCAUCCACAAGGCCAAGGCAGAGAAGGCCAGAGAGAAGUCCUUAGCCGACCAGUUUGAGGCACGAAGAGCGAAAAACAAGUCUGUUAGAACUCGUAAAAUCGCGAGACGAGAGGAGCGUAUCGCUGCAGGCAUAGCCGGUCUGAACACUGAAAAGUAG
This is a messenger RNA of Ostreococcus lucimarinus CCE9901, 579 nucleotides long. RefSeq names its product ribosomal protein L19 (gene Rpl19e). The record is from RefSeq and is a predicted model, not a curated record. Gene Ontology annotation, molecular function: structural constituent of ribosome; RNA binding. Gene Ontology annotation, cellular component: ribosome; cytosolic large ribosomal subunit. Gene Ontology annotation, biological process: translation. NCBI's taxonomy places the organism in Eukaryota, Viridiplantae, Chlorophyta, Mamiellophyceae, Mamiellales, Bathycoccaceae. Bases 1 to 579 code for a protein of 192 amino acids. The transcript has 3 exons.